Messenger RNA from Amborella trichopoda, 2000 nucleotides. RefSeq names its product beta-casein (DUF760). Lineage: Eukaryota; Viridiplantae; Streptophyta; Magnoliopsida; Amborellales; Amborellaceae. The record is from RefSeq and is a predicted model, not a curated record.
UGAAAAUAACUUUUCUACACCAGUUUCGACUUUCGUGUGUCAACCCACUGCGACGAAAUCCAACUACCCCUAAACCCUGUACAAACCCUAAAAUCGCAACGCCCAUUUUCUCUGCAAAUUCAUUUGACUGCUUAAGUCUAACCAAAACAGUAACACAUUCUCCUUGCAUGGUUCCCGUUUUCAUUGUACUUCAAAACUGGGGAUUCAUUCGAAGUAGGGUUAUCAAUUUUGGAAGGCAUUUUCAGAGAAGAUGCAUAGUUCGGGGGUUUUUGGCGAUGGUUUAAUGGUUUUUCCAGUCACUGGAAGCUGCCGUUUCUCUGAGUUCAGGCAAUUUCCAUUUUGUGGAGAGCCGAGAUUCUGCUUUUCCGGUGGUUUUCUCAAGAAUGGCCCUUCAGUCCGUGGGCUCAAACAUGGAUGCAAACUUGCCAAUUUAAGAGUAAGGAGAGGCAUAAAUGCUAGUGGAGAGACUUCAACUCCUAUUGCUCCUCUUCAAUUUGAGUCACCAAUAGGACAGUUUCUGGCGCAAAUACUACGAACGCAUCCUCAUUUACUUCCUGCUGCAGUUGAUCAGCAACUUGAGAGGCUUCAAUCUGAUCGCGAGUCACAAAAGGAAGAGAAAUCUCCUUCUGCAACAGAUCUCCUCUCAAGGAGAAUUGCCGAAGUAAAGGACAAGGAGCGACAAAGGGCAUUGGAGGAGAUCAUAUAUGCACUAAUUGUGCAGAAGUUCAUGGACGUCGGAGUUUCCAUGUUCCCCAACAUUCCCACACCCUCAUAUUCAUGGCCAAACCAAGAAAGCAAGCUCCAAACCAUCCACUCAAACGAAGCCUUUGAGAUGAUCGAGAACCACUUGGCUCUUGUUUUAGGAGGCCGAUGGCCUAAUCCCACUCAACCCAGAAUUGAAAUAAGCAAGCUAAGAAUUGGGAAGCUCUAUGCUGCCUCAAUAAUGUAUGGUUACUUCCUUAGAAGAGUAGAUCAAAGGUUUCAACUAGAGAGAAGCAUGGGUACUCUCUCUCUAGAAGUUGAAGAAGAUGAGAGUGACCAAGUAACUGAGGGCGAAUUUUUUGAUGCUGAAUUUCUGGUAACUGAGUCAGAUUCCGAUGAUCCUAAGUCAUACCUGUUAAGAUCAUAUGUUAUGCAUUUGAAUUCUGAGUCUCUGCAAAGAUACGCAACAAUAAGAUCAAAAGAGGCUGUGUCGGUCAUUGAGAAGCAAACACAAGCCUUGUUUGGAAGACCGGAUAUAAGGAUGGCGGAGGAUGGGUCUCUUGAUGCUUUGAAUGACGAGGUAAUAGCUGUGAGCUUUGAGAGUUUGAAUGCAUUGGUUUUGGAGGCGGUGGCCUUUGGUUCAUUUCUAUGGGAUGUUGAGGGUUAUGCGGAUUCGAAAUAUCAUUUUCUGACGAAUUGAACCAGCGAGAAAAUGGAUAAGAACUGAAGUACUUGCAGUGGCCUUGUGUUGGGUAAAAGUUCUUGGUGGAAAGAUCACAUUGUUAAUGGUCCAGUGCUUAGAAGAUACAUGUAAAUAUGCCUCUCUCUCCCCCCCAACCCCUUUUUUCUCCCUCUCCCCGCACUGGUCUUAAGCUGGAUAAUGAAGUACGCAGGUUUUGGAGAUUUGACCAGAACCAGUUGUUUUUUGGUUAACGAAGCCUGGUAGAUGUUUAUUGGAUAUGUUAAGUGGAGGAUGUUUGAAGUGAGAGAUCGUGCUCCGAGACCUGGUGGAUGAUGUGAAGCUGAUCUUGAUUCGAUUAUAUUGUAAGCUCCCUCUGGUAUCUCUCUCUUAUAAAUUAUUAUACUGGGAACACAUUUCUGAUGUAUGCUGAUGUAUGCUGCAGAUCGUUGCACUCAGGUUUUAAGCUUUUUUCAGAGUCCUGAAAAUGGAUGGCCAUGAUAUCCUUUUAUGUGCACGCUGUUAUUUAUUUGCCAUUUCUCUCACACCUGAUGAUUGCCAUUUGUUUUAUGUAGACUUUUGCCACUGAAAUAAGAAAACCAUUAAAAGCUUUUUAGCA